AAUUUCAAACCCUGCACUGAAAGUAAACAAAAAAAAAUCAUAAAUCAGAAAUGUUUAAUUUAAAAGAACAAAGAAAAAGACAGAUUGAUACUUUGAAAGUAUUUAACGAUAAUGUGUUUGAAAUUAUAAAUGAUGAAAAAUAUGAAAUUAAGUUUAAAUCAGGACAGAAUCAUGUUACCAUGAUUAUUGAACUUGGUCCUGAUUUUCCAUAUCAAAAGCCAAAGCUUUCAUUGGAGCCGAGUCUUUCUCACAUUUGGCUGCAAAACGGAGAAAUCACUCAAUUUCCUGGACUCAUAAAUUUUACAGUAAAUUCUGACUUAGGUCGGGUUUGUCAAGCAAUAAUUAGAGAGUUUGAGAAGAAUCCUCCAGAAUUUAAUGAGACUGCACCUACAAUUCCUAUAAUUAAUUCAAGCAUUCCAGAACUUAACAAUCUUGAUACUUCACAGCUACUUGAAUUACUGAAAGAUGAUCAGUAUUUGGAUGAUUUUGUUGAAGAGUUGCCUCCAAUUAAAGCAUUAAAUGAUGAACUAAAUUCACUUAUUGAAGACACAGAAAAGCUGGCGCAAGAAAAUCUGGAGAAAAAUUCGUCGCUACAACAAUUAAAAUCAAAUUUUAUGUCUAUAUCAAUUGAUUUCCUAAACCUUGGCAACAAAUAUAAUCUUGGAAGCAAAAAAUAUGACGAAAAAGCAUGUGAAUACUCUCCCGAAAACAUCAGACAACUUUUAGAAAUCGCUGUUUCAAAUGCUGAAUCUGAGUAUGAAGAAAUUGUGGAAAGUUUUCUUGAAGGAAAUCAAAGUUUGAACGAAUUUUUAGAAAAUUUCAUGAGAGUCAAAAAGCUCAUCGCAUUAAGGAAAUUCAAAGAGGAAAGACUUAAUUUUCAACUUAAUCAAUUAAAACUUUAAAUAUGUUGAAUAUUUGAAAAGUUAUUAAACAUAAAAAUUUAAAAAGAAAACAUUU
This is a messenger RNA of Clunio marinus, 957 nucleotides long. The record is from the annotation of a GenBank genome assembly. Lineage: Eukaryota; Metazoa; Arthropoda; Insecta; Diptera; Chironomidae.